Messenger RNA from Megalops cyprinoides (Indo-Pacific tarpon), 1582 nucleotides. RefSeq names its product acetyl-CoA acetyltransferase 1 (gene acat1). Lineage: Eukaryota; Metazoa; Chordata; Actinopteri; Elopiformes; Megalopidae. Gene Ontology annotation, molecular function: acetyl-CoA C-acetyltransferase activity. The record is from RefSeq and is a predicted model, not a curated record. The coding region runs from base 77 to 1339 and encodes 420 amino acids. Gene Ontology annotation, biological process: fatty acid beta-oxidation. The transcript has 12 exons.
CAUCCCAGGAAAGCUGAAGGUGAAACAGGUCCAUUGCUUGGAAAGCUUUUAUUUAUUUUUGUCUUAACAUUAGGUCAUGUCAAGUGGACUUUUCACCAUGCAUAGCCAGCUUUGUAGACGACUGUUGGCGAGCAAGUACCUUUCCAGGAGCUACGCGUCUCGUCCCACUUUAAAUGAGGUGGUUAUCGUUAGUGCCGUACGGACUCCGAUGGGGUCAUACAAAGGAAGCCUUUCGACGGUGCCUGCAACAAAGCUUGGCUCCAUUGCGAUAAAAGGAGCCAUUGAAAAAGCAGGUAUCCCUGCAGAGGAGGUGAAGGAGGUGUAUAUGGGGAAUGUGCUGCAAGCAGGUGAAGGGCAGGCGCCUACCAGACAGGCCCUCCUUGGUGCAGGGCUACCCAUAUCAACUCCAGCAACCACAGUCAACAAAGUGUGUGCCUCAGGGAUGAAGUCCAUCAUGAUGGCAGCUCAGAGUCUGAUGUGCGGGCACCAGGAUGUGAUGGUGGCUGGUGGGAUGGAGAGCAUGUCCAAUGUACCUUACACCAUGGCCAGGGAGACCCCCCCUUAUGGAGGGGUGAAGAUGGAGGAUCUCAUUGUAAAGGAUGGGCUCACUGAUGUCUACAACAAGAUUCAUAUGGGUAACUGUGCCGAAAACACUGCAAAGAAGAGUAGCAUUCCUAGGGAGGAGCAGGAUGCAUACGCCAUUAACUCUUACACACGAAGCAGAGCAGCAUGGGAGUCUGGACUGCUUGCCAAAGAAGUAGUCCCAGUACACAUCCCACAGAAGGGGAAGCCUGACAUUGUUGUCAGUGAGGAUGAGGAAUGGAGAAGGGUGGAUUUCAGCAAAGUACCCAAACUGAAGGCCGUCUUCCAGAGAGAGAAUGGCACAGUGACAGCAGCCAACGCCAGCACUUUGAACGAUGGGGCAGCUGCCCUAGUUCUGAUGACAGCAGAUGCAGCCAAGAGACUCAACGUCACUCCACUGGCAAGGAUUGUUGCAUUUGCAGAUGCAGCUGUUGCACCCAUUGAUUUCCCCAUUGCUCCGGCCUAUGCUGUCCCCAAGAUCCUUGAGGCCAGUGGUGUGAAAAAGGAAGACAUCGCAAUGUGGGAAAUUAAUGAGGCUUUCAGUGUUGUGGUUCUGGCCAACAUCAAGAUGUUGGACAUCGAUCCCAACAAAGUCAAUGUCAAUGGUGGCGCAGUGUCCCUUGGCCACCCCAUUGGAAUGUCUGGGGCGAGAAUUGUUGGCCACAUGGUGCAUAAUCUGAAAGAAGGGCAGUAUGGACUUGCAGGGAUUUGCAAUGGAGGAGGUGGAGCUUCUUCAAUCCUCAUUCAGAAGUGCUAGAAUAUCUUCUUUCCCAUUCAACUGUCUGCAUACUUUCAGUAUACACUGUACAUGAUGCAGAAGAGUAUGCGUAUUUCAUAUUUAUGAACUGAAAUCAUUGAUACCAGCAGCUUUGUUUCUGUUACAGCAGAGGUAUUAUGGUUACAUGUUAGUCACUCCUUCACAAUGAGCUAAUGACUCCACAUUUAUGGAUCAUCGUUACAACUUUUUAACAAAAUAAAACUUUUUUCCUGCAAGAGCUAA